AUGACCAAGGGACGGAGUUUACGGGUGAAGAGUUUCAGGAGAUGCUGCGCAGCUACGGAAUUCAGUCCAAGCCCAUCACAAGCAAGAAACCCACAAGCAAAUGCGAUAUGUGAGCGCGUGCAUUUGGAGAUUUUGAAUGUCAUCCGUUGCUACGAUGGAAUUGACUGGAAGAAGACCAUAGACUACGCUGCGUUCGCCGUGAGAGCCAGCUACCACAGCAUUCUCAAUGCUUCGCCAGGUCAGCUUCUCUUCGGACAAGACAUGAUCACUCGCCAGCUUUAUAAUGCUAACUGGAGCUACCUAUCCAAGCGCCGUUUCGAUGCAAUCCUUGCUGACAACGACCGCAAAAACAGCAAACGCCUUGAGCAUUUGUACAAUGCAGGCGAUCACGUGAUGCUGCGGAUUCCCAAGCAAUUUCGUGCGAAGCUUCACGCCGUGGCACACGGACCGUUUCUAUUACGUGCAGUUCAUGACAACGGAACUGUCACUAUAGACAAGGGCAAAGCGAUCGAGCGUGUGAGCAUCCGCCGCAUUUUUCCAUGCUGA
Messenger RNA from Peronospora matthiolae, 546 nucleotides. Lineage: Eukaryota; Oomycota; Peronosporomycetes; Peronosporales; Peronosporaceae. The record is from the annotation of a GenBank genome assembly.